AUGCUCUUGUGCGAAACGCGAGGAGGAGCGGUACGUGACAGUGCCAAAGCGGUAUACCCGACCGAACACCCCGUACGACAACUUUAUACCACCAUCAUGGCACCUUACCCAGAACUCCAUAUUGAAGCUACGGUCCCGCCCCUGGCGCCCCUCACGCUACGGUGGGCGUCCCGGGCCCUGUUUCACACACCGCUUGAAGGUGUCACCGCAGAGGACCCGGACGAGGCCAAACUUCAAGCAUGCACCAGAUGGAUAGCCCGACGCUUCCGCCGAAAGGGACCUACGCCACCCGAACGCCCCCACUAUGAACUAUGGACGGAUGGCUCUGUCAAACUGGGAAAAAAAAAUAUGGCGCUGCAGCCAUGA
Molecule: messenger RNA, 366 nt
Organism: Trypanosoma grayi
Lineage: Eukaryota; Euglenozoa; Kinetoplastea; Trypanosomatida; Trypanosomatidae
Product: Tbingi protein
Exons: 1
Coding region: 1-366 (121 amino acids)
Source: RefSeq, a predicted model, not a curated record